UCUUUUUGUUCUGGUUUAUAAAAUUUAAACAAGUCGUUUAAAAUAUCGUGGUCAAUGAUUACAUGUAGCUUGUUUUAUUACAAAUGUUGUCGUGUUGUUACAAACAGAUUCACAUUUAAAAUCCUACAAUUGGAUAAAAUGGCCACCGGUCAACAAAGUAUGUAAGUAUAGAACACAUUAAGGACCACAAUGACAAUAUAAUUGCUAUUAAAAUGAAAUACCCCAAAAUUGAUAGCAUCGACCAGUUCAAAAUAACAAAACAAGAAGCUUUACCAGAUAAUCCAGCAGGCUGUAGUAAUCUAAAUGAAGAACCACUUGAAGUAUUCAUAGGACUAAAUCUGGCCGAUAUGUCAGAAACUGCAACAGACUUGGAUGAAAGUGACCCCUUUGAACUAACAUUCGAAGAUUCCAGUGAAUCUGAAAGUGAAACAGAUGAGUCAGAGCUCGACAUAGAAGUGAUAAUGCAACUGAAAAUCACCUUAAAAGAUAUUCAGCCGCCAAUUUGGCGCCGAAUACAAGUCCUCUGUAAUGAUAAUUUUGAAAAUCUUCACCGCUACGUUCAGGAGGUCAUGGGGUGGAAAUCUUGCCAUGCACAUUCGUUCACUUGUGAAGACGUGACGUUAGUGAGUGAGUUUGCGUAUAAUAUUUACGCAGAAAUGGGCUGCACUGAAGUCACCAAAGAAGCACAGGUGACUUUGAAAGAGCUGUUUAAAACAAGCGGAGACACGGUACUGUAUGAGUACGACCAUGGGAACACCUGGGAGCAUGAAAUAGUAUUUGAGAAGUUCCUGCUUCUUCCUGUAAAUCGGAAUCACCCUUUUCCAAAAUGUGUGGGGGGAGAGAGGGCUUGUCCGCCGGAAGAUUGUGGGGGUGUUCGUGGGUAUUUGCAGCUUUUGGAAGUCAGGAGUAAUCCAGAGCACGAAAAGUACGAAGAGUUGAUUGUAAACUGGUUAGAUCGAUUGUAUCCUGGAUUUGAUCCAGAAACGUUUGAUAUAAACACAGUUUUUAAAAAGGAUUAAAUUAAAUGUAAUUAUUUUUGGAGCUUUAU
Molecule: messenger RNA, 1048 nt
Organism: Zophobas morio
Lineage: Eukaryota; Metazoa; Arthropoda; Insecta; Coleoptera; Tenebrionidae
Exons: 2
Coding region: 213-1019 (268 amino acids)
Source: RefSeq, a predicted model, not a curated record